This is a messenger RNA of Musca vetustissima, 613 nucleotides long. RefSeq names its product putative nuclease HARBI1. The transcript is spliced from 2 exons. Lineage: Eukaryota; Metazoa; Arthropoda; Insecta; Diptera; Muscidae. The record is from RefSeq and is a predicted model, not a curated record. The annotation marks the transcript as partial.
AUGAGGCAAGAAGAAAUUGGAUCAUCCAAAAAACACUUUUUCCAAAAACAUGGCAUUCCUGGUGUUGUUGGGUGUGUGGAUGGAACUCACAUCCGUGUUACGAAACCUAACGACGAAGUCCUUUAUUACAACCGAAAAGGAUAUUUUAGUGUAAAUGUCAUGGUCGUCUGCGAUUAUCAGAUGAAAAUAAAAGCUGUGGAUGCAUCGAAACCUGGUUCUUGUCAUGAUUCUUUUGUGUGGCUAGUUAGCAAUGCAAAAAAUUAUUACAAGGAUUUAUAUGCUAAUGGUCGAAAUUGUUGGUUGCUUGGAGACUCUGGGUAUGGUUUGGAGCCCUAUAUCAUAACUCCUUAUAGGAAUCCUGAGUUCAAUACAGUUGAACAUCGCUUCAAUAGACGACACUGCGCUGCUCGAAAUAUUGUGGAAAGAACAAUAGGGAAUCUGAAGAGUCGUUUUAGAUGUCUACAAAUGGCUCUACCUUACACCCCUUUAAAGGUUUCACAAAUUGUUAAUGUGUGCUGCUCUUUGCACAAUAUUUGUAAGCAUUUCAAUUUGCCAAUGGAUGAAGAGGUGGUAAUUCCAUCGUCCUCAGAUGAUGACUCGGAAACUGCUGAAU